AGACCAUAAUCAUCUCAUCACAAACACAAACCAACAACAAACACAAGAAAGCAAAAGAAGCAUAACAUAAAAGAAGAAAAAAACUUAAAAGAGUUGUCAAGCAAGCGCAUACAUGGCACCGAUGAAGCAGAGUCUCUCUGCUGCUCUUUUCUCGUCACCACUUCUGAUCAUAUGUCUUAUCGCAUUGCUCGCUGAUCCGGUCUCAGUUGGUGCUCGCCGGUUAUUGGAGCAUCCUAAACCGGAGAUGCCAAAGUUGCCUGAGCUACCUAAAUUCGAAGUUCCAAAGUUUCCGGAGUUUCCUAAACCAGAGAUGCCCAAGUUACCUGAAUUUCCAAAGCCGGAGCUACCAAAGAUGCCAGAGAUUUUAAAGCCUGAGCUUCCCAAGUUUCCAGAAAUUCCGAAACCUGAGCUCCCAAAGGUACCAGAGAUUCAGAAGCCUGAGCUCCCAAAGGUACCGGAGAUUAAGAAGCCUGAGAUGCCCAAGUUUCCAGAGAUUCAGAAGCCUGAACUGCCCAAGCUUCCAGAGAAUGCAAAGCAUGAUGUGCCUAAGUUGAUGGAGACUGAAAAGCCUGAAGCUCCUAAGGUGCCAGAGGUUCCAAAGCCCGAGUUGCCAAAGAUGCCUGAAGUUCCAAAGCCGGAGUUACCUAAGAUGCCGGAGAUUCAGAAGCCGGAGUUGCCUAAGGUACCAGAGAUUCAGAAGCCGGAGCUACCAAAGAUGCCAGAGAUACAGAAGCCAGAGUUGCCUAAGGUGCCAGAGGUUCCGAAGCCAGAGUUACCUAAGAUGCCAGAAAUUCAGAAGCCUGAGCUACCAAAGAUGCCGGAGAUUCAGAAGCCGGAGUUGCCUAAGGUGCCAGAAGUUGCGAAGCCUGAGUUACCCAAGGUGCCAGAGAUUCAGAAGCCGGAGCUGCCCAAGUUCCCAGAGAUUCAAAAGCCUGAGUUACCCAAGGUGCCAGAGAUUCAGAAGCCUGAGGCUCCUAAGGUGCCAGAGAUCCCAAAGCCUGAGUUACCAAAGGUACCAGAGAUUCAAAAGCCAGAGUUGCCUAAAAUGCCGGAGAUUCAGAAGCCUGAAUUGCCAAAAUUCCCAGAGAUUCCAAAGCCUGAACUCCCAAAGGUUCCAGAGAUUGCGAAACCUGAGCUUCCCAAAAUGCCGGAGAUUCCAAAGCCUGAGCUACCCAAGAUGCCGGAAUACCCAAAAGUUCCCGGUACUGCUUAAGCGUUAUUGAACCAGAAGAAGGCCCAACUACUAUCAAGCCCAUCCCACGAUCUUAAAUUACCAUAUUACCCUUCUAUUGUUUUGUCAUUUUGCAGAGAUGUCUGUCCGCAUCGUUUCCCUUUGGUGAACCAAAUUUUUUAUGAUUUGGUCUCGUAGUCAUAGUUCUCUGCCUGUUUUGGUUACAGUUUAUACUCUUAUACUUGUAUUCUGUUUGUAUUUGUAUGUAUCAUACAAAUUUCGCUGUAUUUGAUUUGAUAUACUUUUUUUAAUGAAUUAUUAUGUUAUUUUAUUUUA
Messenger RNA from Camelina sativa (false flax), 1507 nucleotides. RefSeq lists its product as uncharacterized. Lineage: Eukaryota; Viridiplantae; Streptophyta; Magnoliopsida; Brassicales; Brassicaceae. The record is from RefSeq and is a predicted model, not a curated record.